AUUGUCGCAAUUGAUUCGCCAAACAUCAAAAACAAAAAAGGAAUUCUCAUUGUUCAUUCAACAAUCUUUCUAUUUUCAUUUAGAUAUAUUCGUUACGGUUGACAGAAUUUUCUUUUCGUCAAAGUCAACGACCCGAUCACGACGACGACGACGACGAGAAGACGAUAAACCCAACAAGUGCAAUAUUGUCAUUUAUUAUAUCAACGUCAUAUUAUUAUUACAUUUUGAUGAUCGUAUUUGGAAGAGACUUGUGAAAAAAUCCGAUUCGAUUAAUUUUUGGCUUGCACACGUUUGUGGACCAUCCCAUCAUCUGUUUAUAAUUUUUUUUAUUGGUUCAAGUCAUGACAACUUUUAUGAUGAUGAUGAUGAAAUGUGCCAAGAUUUUUUCAUCAAUAAUGAUGUUGAUGUUAAUGGCCAUUAUUAUGGUGCAUGGACAGACAUCAUCAUUUGUUGCUCAAUCAUCAUCAAUAAAUCCAUGGAUGCCUCCACAACCAGCACCAUUAGUAUGGGUUAAUAAUCGAAAUCAACAAUCAUCAUUAUCACGUGUAGCUAGAGCAACAAUUUCAGCGCCUAUUCCGGUUGCACCAAAACCAACGCCCACUUUAAUUGCUUCUACGAGACCGGUAACAGCUAUUGUUCCAGUAAUGGCAGCCACAAUCGUUCCAGUUGUAUCAGCAUUCCAACCGCAAUUAUUGGCACCAGUUUCAAUAUCACAACCGAUAGCAAUGGCUAGCAACAGUAAUUCGAAUUACUUUACAUUAUCAUCGGUUCAACGGCGACGACACACUAUUCGAUAUCAGGCACCAAAAGGAUCAUCGAAAAAUUCAACUUUGGCUUCACCAUCAGAGGCACCGGAAGAAAUUGCUAAACCACAAACAAUCAAUGUACCAAUCGGUAUUUCUCAUUAUAAACCAAUACAAUUUGUCGAUUCAUUACAACCAUUUCAACAGCCGACUGAUUACAAAGCUUUUAUUGAAAGUUUUAAUGUUAUAAACAAAAAUUCUACUAGCAACAACAACAAUAAUAAUAAAGUGAAAUCAGAUAGAGGUCAAAAGCCUACGGAUAAACGUCAAACUGAUAAACAUUCAACGAAACCAUCUGCUACAUCAACGAUAUUAUCAAAUGAAUCAGAAUCAACGAAUGAUCCAAAUGAAAUAAAAUAGUUGAAACAGCCGAAGGUUUUGUUCCAGAUGGUAAUGGUAUCCGUACCGAUUCAGGUUUCGUUCAUAAA
Dermatophagoides farinae (American house dust mite) is the source of this 1231-nucleotide messenger RNA. The record is from RefSeq and is a predicted model, not a curated record. NCBI's taxonomy places the organism in Eukaryota, Metazoa, Arthropoda, Arachnida, Sarcoptiformes, Pyroglyphidae.